Lycium barbarum (goji berry) is the source of this 2949-nucleotide messenger RNA. RefSeq lists its product as uncharacterized. Bases 1 to 2949 code for a protein of 982 amino acids. The transcript is spliced from 7 exons. The record is from RefSeq and is a predicted model, not a curated record. Gene Ontology annotation, molecular function: nucleic acid binding; RNA-DNA hybrid ribonuclease activity. Lineage: Eukaryota; Viridiplantae; Streptophyta; Magnoliopsida; Solanales; Solanaceae.
AUGGUUCUUGUAAAUGAUAAUGUGGAUGUGGAGAUACUGCAGGAUCAGGAACAACAGAUUACUAUAAAGCUGUUUUUUCAAGAAUGGGAUAAGUCACUUAUGGUAACCAUGGUCUAUGAAAAGUGUGAUCAUCUGGAAAGAAUCAGUUUAUGGGAUAGUCUGUAUAGUUUGUCUGAUCAAAUGGAAUUAACUUGGUUGGUAGGUGGUAGUGACUGUAUGUUCAAGAGACUGGAUAGAAUGAUUGCAAAUUCCAAACUACAAGAUUGGUUUGCACAUAUAGAGGUGCAACAUUUAUCCAGAACUGGCUCAGACCAUGCUCCUUUACUACUUACUUGUGGUGAAUCUUCACAUCACAUGAGGAAACCUUUUAGAUUUCUAAAAUUCUGGACAGAAUAUGAGUCCUUUUUGGAGGUGGUUAAUCAGGCAUGGAUCAUAGAUUUUGAAGGGGAUGAUUUUAUCAGAUUCAAGCUGAAAUUGAAAAAUGUAAAAUUUGCUUUAACUCCUUGGAGUAAGGAAACUUUUGGUGAUAUUUUCAAGCAACUACCAGUAAGGGAAGAGGUGGUGAGAAUUAAGGAGCAAUGUUUUGAAGAGGAUCUUGCUCCUGUGAAUAGGAUGGUGCUGCAGCAAGCACAAGCAUCAUUGAAAAAAUAUGUUCAUUAUGAGGAAGAAUUUUGGAGACAAAAGUCACAUAUGACUAGUUUUGCUGAGGGUGACAAAAAUACAAGGUACUUUCAUAGUAUUCUGAAUGGUAGGAGAAAAAUAUUGCAGAUCAGAAGAAUUCAGAAUCAACAAGGUGUUUGGAUAGAAGGGGAGUCACUUUUGGCAGAAGAAGCUUGUAGAUUUUAUCAACAGCAGUUUUCUCAAGAGGUUGACCCUUUAGAUUUUCAAUUACUACAACAUGUUCCUAGUAUGGUGGAUCAGGAUACUAAUGAUCAGCUAGUAAGCAUGCCAACAUUAGAGGAGGUGAAGAAGGUUGUAUUUGAAUUAUCUGCAUAUAGUGUUGGUGGCCCAGAUGGUAUGAUUGGAAUUUUUUAUCAGGUGUGUUGGGACAUUGGUGGCGCUGAUGCAUACAAUCUGGCGAAAGCCUUUUUUGAUGGCCAAACUCUUCCUAAGUCAGUCACACAUACCAACCUUGUACUGAUACCAAAGAAGAACAACAUUGAGACUUUUGCUGAUAUGAGACCAAUCAGUCUCAGCAAUUUCAUCAACAAGGUGAUUUCUAGAGUGGUUCAGGAUAAGUUGGAAGGAAUUCUACCUUCUCUGAUAUCUCCUAACCAGUCUGGAUUUGUAAAGGGCAGAUGUAUCAUUGAAAAUGUCCUACUAACUCAAGAAUUUAUGACUGACAUUAGACUAAGAGGAAAACCAGCUAAUGUGGUACUUAAGCUUGACAUGGCUAAAGCAUAUGAUAGAGUAUCAUGGAGUUAUUUGAUCAGAGUCUUAAGGAAGAUGGGAUUUGCAAAAAUUUUCAUAGACAUGGUUUGGAGGCUGAUAGCAAAUAACUGGUACUCUAUACUCCUUAAUGGUCAAGCACAUGGUUUCUUUCAUUCCACCAGGGGGGUUAAACAAGGAGAUCCUCUCUCUUCUGCCUUUUUCAUCUUGUCUGCUGAAGUUUUAUCUAGAACAUUGAGUUCUUUAUUUGAGAAUAAUGAAUUUAGAAGUUAUGGAAUGCCCAAAUGGAGUGCAAAUCUGAAUCAUCUAGCAUAUGCAGAUGACACAAUAAGUUUUUCAUCUGCUAAUGCUAGAUCUUUGGAGUUAAUUAUGGAGGUACUACAAGCAUAUGAGCAGUGGAAGGGAGGUUCUCAAAUAUGGAAGGCUAUAAUAGAGGCUAGAGAUAAUAUAGAGCAAGAAAUAUGGUGGGAACCAAGGAGAGGAACUGCACAUGUAUGGUUUGACAACUGUACAAAACUAGGGGCUCUAUACCACAUCAUACCAGAAGAUUUUGUAAUAGAUGAGGGUCUUCAAGAUGUAAAAGAACUAAUGAUGCAGGGUGGUUGGAAUUUAGGAAAAUUGCAGCAAUUGUUUCCUAUGGAUAUUUUGGAUCAUAUACUAGAAGAAUUGCACCUUCAUGAACCAAAAGAAGAGUGGGAUAUGCCAAGAUGGAUGAUGACAGCAUUAGGCAAAUUUACUAUAGGCACUGCAUGGGAUUUACUGAGGAGCAAAGCAGUCAAGUCAGAUGUCUAUAACAAUAUAUGGAUAUCAGGGGUACCUUUUAAGAUAUCUUUUUUUUUUUGGAGGUUGUGGAAGUACAAAAUACCAGUUGGAGAGGUAGUAAGAAGGAUUGGUAUAGAUACUGAGUCAACCUGCUAUUGCUGUGAUCACAUGCAAUAUGAAACUGUGGACCAUUUGUUUGUUACAGGAAAUAUUGCUACAAAAGUGUGGACUUAUGUUAAAACUGUUGCUGGCAUCACAACACAGUUUCAACAAGUCAGAUAUCGAAGUGGAGGAAUACAGUUCUACAUGGAGGGAGGAUGUCCAUCAACAAAGACAAGAAUUGUAAGCAGGAUAGUGAAAUGGGACUUUCCUAAGCCAGGAUGGUAUAAAUGUAAUUCUGAUGGAGCUUCUAGGGGAAAUCCUAGACCAAGUUCUAUGGCCUUUUGUAUUAGAAAUGCAGUAGGUGAUCUCUAUCUGCUACCAGUGGUGUUGCAAACAGAUUCAAUGACUAUGAAAAUGAUCUUAACUGGGCAGUGGGAGACUCCAUGGAUCAUAUCAAUGAUCAUAAAUGAUAUCUCAAUGUUGAAGAGGGAUAAGGAAGUGAGGGUGGAGCAUGUUUUGAGAGAAGGAAAUGGACUGGCUGAUUUUUUAACUAACUAUGCUUUUGAUUUUGCAGGUGAUCAUCAUUUUCAGAAUUUUACUUCACUUCCUGUGAAAGAGUACAAGAGUGGUAUUAGCUUCAAGUCAAGCUCAUUCUCUUGUAUGACUUCUAAAGAUUGUUUCAGUCAGGCAAUUUGA